UAUCCAAGCAACAGGGGAUUUGAGAAGGUGGCAAGUUGGGGAAAGAAGAUAUAAUAGGCUUAAACAGCAGCUGAUGAAGUUCAGAAUGAAAUCUGCUUCUAACCACACGUCUGUAAGACACAUUUAACAGAGGUGUAGAAUGGAUGAGAUGAUCGGGGGUUUGAUGAACAUACAGGAGCUGCUGCUCAUCCUGACAGGAAUAUUACUGCUGACUCUGCUCCACAGAACCUGGAAGAAUCAGUCAGCUGUUCCCGGACCCAGCUGGUUGUUUGGUGUCGGUCCUCUUCUGACCUACAUCAGGUUUUUGUGGAUGGGAAUAGGCACCGCCUGCAACUACUAUAACAACAGAUACGGCAACGUGGUUCGGGUUUGGAUCGAUGGAGAGGAGACCAUCAUACUCAGCAAAUCUUCAGCCGUGUAUCACGUCCUGAAGAGCAGUAACUACAUCGGGCGGUUUGCCAGUAAAAAAGGUCUGCAGUGUAUCGGCAUGUUCGAACAGGGCAUCAUCUUCAACAGCGACAUCCAACUGUGGAAAAAAGUCAGAACGUACUUCACCAAAGCUCUGUCAGGUCCUGGACUCCAGAAGUCGAUAGACAUGUCUGUCAGCGCUACUAAUAAACAGCUCGACCUCCUGCAUGAGUUCACGCACCCGUCAGGACACGUGGACGUGCUGAAUCUUCUGCGCUGUAUCGUGGUGGACGUCUCCAACCGUCUCUUUCUAGGAAUUCCUCUCAAUGAGAAGGAUUUACUUUUAAAGAUCCAUCGGUACUUCAGCACCUGGCAGACCGUCCUGAUACAGCCGGAUCUUUUCUUCAGACUGAACAUUCUGUCCAAACAAUACCACCUGGCAGCAAAGGAACUUCAGGACGAGAUGGAAAACCUGGUGGAAAAGAAACGUCAAGUCCUAAACAAUACGGAGAAGUUGGACGAUAUGGAUUUCGCAACAGAGUUGAUAUUUGCUCAGAACCACGGCGAGCUGUCUGCGAAUGAUGUGAGACAGUGCGUGUUGGAGAUGGUGAUCGCCGCUCCAGACACGCUUUCCAUCAGUCUGUUCUUCAUGCUCGUGCUGUUGAAGCAAAACUCCGGCGUGGAGGAGCAGAUCGUUCUGGAGAUCGAAACUCAAAUAGGUGACAGGGACGUCCAGUCUGCUGAUCUACAGAACCUGUGCGUUCUCGAGCGUUUCAUCAAAGAAUCUCUGAGGUUUCAUCCCGUGGUGGAUUUCAUCAUGAGACGAGCUCUGGAUGAUGACUACAUCGACGGCUACAGGGUGGCACAAGGGACAAACCUCAUCCUGAACAUUGGGCGCAUGCACAAAUCCGAGUUCUUCCAAAAACCCAACGAAUUCAGCCUGGACAACUUUGAAAACAACGUUCCCUCCCGAUACUUCCAGCCGUUUGGAUGCGGCCCACGGGCCUGCGUCGGGAAGCAUAUCGCCAUGGUGAUGACCAAGGCCGUCCUGGUGACCUUGUUGUCGAGGUUCACGGUUUGUCCUCGGCAGGGCUGCACCGUCAGCACCAUCAAACAGACCAACAACCUCUCCAUGCAGCCUGUGGAGGAAGAUCCCGACAGCCUGGCCAUGCGCUUCAUUCCACGAACACAGAAUACGUACAGCGGUGAAAUGAUGGACAACCACAGCACCCAGCAGACAUGCUCUUAGAUACAAAACAAAUACAAACAGGCGCAAAACGUUUAAAGGUGCACCGAGUAAUACGCAAUCAUCGGCGGUUUAGUAAAUGUUAGUCACCACUGUUUUAAAAUCACGUGACCAAUGGUGUGUUGCAAUUAUAAGGUAAUAAACAAACUUUCAUUGACUUAAAAUUAAGAUUCGCUACAUUGCACAUAAUGUAAAAUGGGAGAUCCAGACCUACAGGGGGCAAUAGAGAGAUUAAUGUUUUCAAAAUCAUUAUUUUCCAGCAAAAGGUAAAUGUGUAAUUCCUUAGUGCACCCUUAAAGUGUUCUCUUUCAUCUAUAAACUUAUAAUACAAACUGUAAAUUAGCAGCUUAUUAUGUCAAAAUAAAACUUAACAGAGAAAUGUACUAAUUUACUGAACUUACAUAGACGGUUUUAUCGGACGUACGCGCAUGGGCCGAAGUUAACUUCUGGUCUGUGUUUAUUGAUCGGCCUGGCUAGUAAAAAUGUAUUACUAUUAUGCUUAAUAUAUAUUCAUAUUACUUGUUUAAAAAUAUUUUAUAGUACAUAAAUAUGGAAUAAAAUUCCGGCCUACCUGAAGUUAAGUUUGGGCCACAUAACGUAUGUUUGUGUUGUUAAGAAGAGAUAACAUGAAAUGACAGGUAAUAGAUUUCUGAAAUGCAAUAUGGGUUUUAAAGGGACAGUUUAACCAAAAAUGAAAAUUCUGUCAUUUAUUCACCCUCACGUCAUUCCAAACCUGUAUGGCUUUCUUUCUUUAGCAGGACACAAGAGAUAUUUUGAAGAAUGUCAGAAACAAAACAACACUGAACCCCAUUGACUUCCAUUGUAUAGACACAAAACCAUUUCCAUCGAGACAUUUCUCAAAUGAUCUUCUUUUGUGUUCCGCAGAACGAAGAGUCAUAUACAGGUUUUAAAACAACAUAAGGGUGAAUAAAUGAUGACAGAAUUUUCAUGUUUUUGUGUGUGAACUAUACCUUGAACUUCAGGAACGGUAAAGUGAAAGCUGGUCUCUAUAUGUGCUUGGAGGAAAGGGCCUGAAAAACGAAAGUGCUUGGUGACAUCAGCAGAAAAUAAAAGACGGUUUGGAGGUGGAGCAGGAUAUACUGUACCUUUUUUGUAAGAUUACAAAAGAAAUCCUUUCCUCUUUGGAAUAAAACGCAUCAUUGAAUUCUACACAAACUCAAGAAUGUGAAAGAUAAAUAGGGUCAGUUUUGAUUUCAUGUUGACCUCAUUUUUCACUAAGAUAAGUUGUACUAUGUAUAGUUGUGUACGUAAUAGUAUUAGAAUUAAAUAAAAAACAUCUACAAA
Molecule: messenger RNA, 2959 nt
Organism: Triplophysa rosa
Lineage: Eukaryota; Metazoa; Chordata; Actinopteri; Cypriniformes; Nemacheilidae
Gene: cyp19a1b
Product: brain aromatase
Exons: 10
Coding region: 140-1657 (505 amino acids)
Molecular function (GO): heme binding; iron ion binding; monooxygenase activity
Source: RefSeq, a predicted model, not a curated record